This is a messenger RNA of Ustilaginoidea virens, 954 nucleotides long. RefSeq lists its product as uncharacterized. The record is from RefSeq and is a predicted model, not a curated record. Lineage: Eukaryota; Fungi; Ascomycota; Sordariomycetes; Hypocreales; Clavicipitaceae. The transcript has a single exon. The coding region runs from base 1 to 954 and encodes 317 amino acids. Gene Ontology annotation, molecular function: phosphoprotein phosphatase activity.
AUGCCGCCCCGAACCUGCUUUCCGACGUCCCUCCCCGCACGCAGCAGCAGCAGCAGCAGCCGCGGCCGCGUAGCCCAGCGGACGUUCUGCCUCUCCGGCCCGCCACCUCGCCAACCAGCCUCGUCGCGCAUAUACCCGAGCAGCCCUCGCCCGCCGCCCGGCAUGGCCGGCUCCGCGCCCGCUAACCUCGCAAAGACCGCCGGCCCUCACCCCCGGGCAAUCGGCCGGAAAGCCGCCCCGGCAACCGCCCGCCCCGGACAGGAGCGAUGCCGGGCGCCCCCCUCCCCCGCCUCGGGCGGCGUCCCGACCCCCUCGCCGCUCUACCUCGCGCGGUGCCUCCCCCCGCCCGCGACGCUCUCCUCCCCGCGCCGCGUCCUCGUCAUCCUCGACCUCAACGGCACCCUGCUCUACCGGCCCUCGCGCCGCCACCCCUCCCGCUUCGUGGAGCGCCCCCACGCCCGCCCCUUCCUCAGCUACUGCCUCGACACGUUCCACGUGGCCAUCUGGUCGUCCGCCCGGCCGCACAACGUGCACAGCAUGGUGCGCCAGUUCCUCACGCCCGAGCAGCGCGCCCGGUGCGUCGUCGUCUGGGCCCGCGACCGCCUCGGCCUGUGCGCCGCCGACUACGACGCCCGCGUGCAGGUGUACAAGCGCCUGUCCGUCGUCUGGGCCAGCGACGCCGUGAGGAGGUCCCACCCGGACGCUGCCGCCGGCGGCGCCUGGGACCAGUCCAACACGGUCCUGGUGGACGACUCCCGGGAAAAGGGGCGCAGCGAGCCCUACAACAUACUGCCCGUGCCCGAGUUCUCGGGGCUCGGCACGGAACCCGUCGCCGUGCUGCCCCAGGUCCAUGAUUACCUCAACCGGCUUUGCUAUCAGGCCGACGUGAGUCGGUACAUGCGCCGCACGCCCUUCCAGCUCGAUCCCAACUAUACUCUGCCGCAGGGCCCUUGA